AUGGUAAAUGAGAUCGGCAAGGCUCAGGCCACGCGGCCUGGUGGCGCCACAAUCUUCGGGAAGAUCAUUCACAAGGAAAUCCCAGCCAAAAUCAUUUUUGAGGAUGACCAGUGUCUUGCUUUCCAUGACAUUUCCCCUCAAGCACCAACUCAUUUUCUGGUGAUACCCAAGAAACAUAUAUCCCAGAUUUCUGUAGCAGAAGAUGAUGAUGAAAGUCUUCUUGGACAUUUAAUGAUUGUUGGCAAGAAAUGUGCUGCUGAUUUGGGCCUGAAGAAGGGUUAUCGAAUGGUGGUGAAUGAAGGUUCAGAUGGAGGACAGUCUGUCUAUCAUGUUCAUCUCCAUGUUCUUGGAGGUCGGCAGAUGAAUUGACCUCCUGGUUAAGCUUGUUUUAGGGUUGAUUUUCCCUCCUCUAGGCAGUGGUCAAUAUUUCCCAGUUCUGUAGGUUAAACAAUAUACUUCCUUUUGCCUAUAUAUGGAGAGAUUGAGGA
This is a messenger RNA of Neogale vison (American mink), 488 nucleotides long. RefSeq names its product histidine triad nucleotide-binding protein 1-like. The transcript has a single exon. Bases 1 to 369 code for a protein of 122 amino acids. Gene Ontology annotation, cellular component: cytoplasm; nucleus. Lineage: Eukaryota; Metazoa; Chordata; Mammalia; Carnivora; Mustelidae. Gene Ontology annotation, molecular function: hydrolase activity. The record is from RefSeq and is a predicted model, not a curated record. Gene Ontology annotation, biological process: purine ribonucleotide catabolic process.